AUGGCUACUGCGAAAAAAGUCAAACUUGAUGUCCGAUCAUUUCAGUCAUCAUGGACAAAUGACUUUGGAUUUAUUCAACAGAAUGAUCGUGCUGUGUGUGCUCUCUGCUGCGAAAAUGUCGUGUGCCGCACAUCUAGUGUUAAAAGACACUUUGAAACAAAACACGAGAAGACUUUCAAGGACAGUGCAGACAAGACUGAAGCGAUUAAGAAAGCAGUAUCCCGCUAUGAGAAACAAAGUAAUGUGUUUAAGAAUCUGAGUGCUAGCAAAAUCAAUGCAACUGAGGCCAGUUACAAACUAGCUCUGUGUAUUGCCAAGCAUGGAAAGCCUUUUACUGAUGGAGAUUUCAUAAAAGCAGCUUUCCUAGAGUGCUCUGAGGUGCUUUUUGAUGGCAUAUCAAACAAACACAUGAUCAUCUCAAGGAUAAAAGAUAUUCCUGCCUCAGCUAGGACCGUGGAGAGACGUAUUUCUGAAAUGGCUGCUAAUGUAGGUGAGCAACAAACUGUUGCUUUAACAACUACACCUGUGUUCAGUGUGGCCCUGGAUGAAAGCGUGGAUAUAAAUGACAUUCCCCGCCUGGCUGUUUUUGCCAGGUACAGUGACACAGAGAUACACGAGGAGCUGUGCUGUCUUCAACCUAUGUAUGGCACUACCAAGGGGGAGGACAUACUGAAGACAUUCACUGACCAUUUUGAGGAGAGAGGGGUUGACAUAAGAAAGAUUUUUGCAGUUACAACAGAUGGUGCCCCUGCUAUGGUAGGAAAAAACGAGGGUUUUACCAAGCUUGUUGAGGAUAAAAUUGGACACCCCAUUUUGAAAUUGCACUGCAUAAUUCAUCAAGAAAAUUUAUGUGCCAAAAUCUCGAACUCUGAUCUCAACAAGGUGAUGGCUACUGUAACAAAAGUAGUGAAUUUUGUUGUUGCACACUCUUCUCUUACGCACAGGCAGUUUCAAGCUUUCCUUGAAGAGGUGGACAGUGCUUACAAAGAUAUACCCUUGCACAGCAGUGUUAGGUGGCUAAGCUGUGGGAAGGUAUUGGAGAGAUUUGUGGAAUGCUUUGAUGAAGUCAAGCUUUUCUUAACAGAAAAAGGCCAAGGCUACCCUGAGCUGGAGGACAGAGACUGGAUUGUGAAACUUAUGUUUCUCUCAGACAUCACCAAACAUCUAAAUGACCUCAGUCUUCUCUUGCAAGGUGCAGGAAAAACAGUGAUGGACUUGUAUGAUACUUGGAAGGCAUUUGUUGCAAAGCUUGCAGUUUACUCAUCAGAUAUUAAAAAUGGUUCUUUCCGUUACUUCAAAAACUUGAAAAACUUAUCUGCAACUCAUCCUAUCAACACUACUGAUCUUCAGGUGUACAUGCAAGAAUUGAAAUCUGAGUUCUCAAUCAGAUUUAAAGAUUUCCAAAACAUCGGCCCAGUGUUUUCCUUUUUAAUCAGACCAGACACGUUUAGAUACAGUGAGUUGGACGCAUCUCUUUUUGAGUGGAUGGAAACUGAGGAGUUGCAAAUGCAGUUAAUUGACUUUCAGGCAUCAUCAUUGUGGUCAGCUAAAUUUAAGGAUCUUCGAGAAAUAUUGGAAACUAGUACGACUGAUCAUGCAGCCUCCAUAUUAAGUUCCUGGACAUCACUGCCUGAUAAAUUCAGUUGCAUGAAGAAAGUAGCUUUUGCAUUGCUAUCAGCAUUUGGAUCUACAUAUCAGUGCGAGCAGAUAUUUUCACACAUGAAGCACAUCCUCAAUCCCCAUCGCAGCAACCUUACAACGGAUCAUUCUGAGGGUUGUGUAAAGCUCAAGGUGUCCAGAUAUUCACCUGAAAUUUCAACUUUGGCCAAAGGGAAGCAAGGGUUGCCGACCCCUGCUCUAGAGGCAUCUGUUGGCGGGGAGGUCAAUCAUUUUGCGGCUAUUCUGGUCGGCAUGUGUAUCUUCCUGCUGCCGGAUUGUGGUCUUGAAACUUGUAUAAGUGGAGAAGGUUGGGAGAGGCCUAUAUCCUGCAGUGGACUCUUAGAGGCUGAUGAUAACAACUACGGAAAUGCUGGCGAGUCAUCGGAAUAUCCUUUAGAGUUGGCCCCUUCAGCGUCUUGA
This is a messenger RNA of Scylla paramamosain (green mud crab), 2079 nucleotides long. RefSeq names its product general transcription factor II-I repeat domain-containing protein 2-like. The record is from RefSeq and is a predicted model, not a curated record. The transcript has 3 exons. Gene Ontology annotation, molecular function: protein dimerization activity. Bases 1 to 2079 code for a protein of 692 amino acids. Lineage: Eukaryota; Metazoa; Arthropoda; Malacostraca; Decapoda; Portunidae.